CGGAUCGUAUGGGUUCGUUGAGUCGCCACGCGUGCCCGUCCGUUGUUGCACAUCGACGUUAACCGCUUUCGGUGCUAUAGCGCGUUCCUCCGCGCUAGAUAUCUACAUAACCUAAAAUUUACAAUUUUGUUUCAUUUUAUUCUCUGUUAAGUACAUUAAAUACUCAUGAUUACCUCGAGUUUAUAAAAGUUGUGGUGUGGAAUCAACGCCCAAUUAAGUGGCGUUUGUUGAGUGUAUUCUUGUGCAAAACAAAGUAAAUAUAAACGGCAAGCUGUGGGGUUCAGGGGCCUUUUUUUUGCCGCCGCAGGGGAUGUACUAUCCUGUGAGUAACGGCAAUGUCAUCGAUACAGGAACACCUACCCUACUGCACAUGGUGGGCACGGGGAUGGCGGCCCCGUUCCCUGCGGCGGCGGCGGCUGCGGCGGCCGCGGCGCAGUUCGCGGCCAACGGCGAGCUCAACGUGAAGGCGGACAACGGGCCUGCCGCGCCGCCGCAGCCCCCGCUCGUCAAGAGCGAGGGCCCGCCCCCGCAGGCGCCCCUCCCGCCGCCGAACAACUUCUCACCGCAGCCGCCGUCACAGCCACACACACAGAACUCAAUAGAAAAUCAAAAUAAUACCUCACAAAGCGAAGGGGAGUCCAACGACGAGAGCACACCAGUGAGCGUGGCAGCGGCCGCGGCGGUGGCGCAGCAGGCGGCGGCGGCGCACGCGGCGGCCGCGGCCGUAAGCGCGGCCGUCGCCGCCGGCGCCGCGCCGCCCGCGCCGCCCGACAAGACGCUCGUGCCCGUCUCGCAGGCCUCGCAACCGAAGCGGCUCCACGUCUCCAAUAUACCAUUCAGAUUCAGAGAUCCUGAUCUUAGAAACAUGUUUGGGCAAUAUGGCACAAUACUUGAUGUAGAAAUUAUCUUCAAUGAACGCGGCUCGAAGGGAUUCGGUUUUGUAACAUUCGCAAAUAGUGGUGAUGCGGAGCGAGCACGAGAGCGUCUUCACGGCACCGUGGUUGAGGGCAGAAAGAUAGAGGUUAAUAAUGCUACAGCGAGAGUGCAGACAAAAAAACCGCCUGCAGUUCCGAACGUGUGUGUCCAGUGGCCCGAAGCCCCCGCGGCGGCGCUCCGCGGCGCGGCCGUGCUGCGCGGCCGCUCACCGCGCCCGCCCGCCGCGCCCGCGCACCCCCACCCCCUCCACUCCGCCGUGAUGCCCCGCGCCGCCGCAUUCGCCUCGCAGUUGCACGCAUACGCACCCGUAUAUUACGACCCGUUCUUAGCUGCAGCUGCUACAGCUGACUCCAACUACAGACUCCAGGCGGCGAAGCCCGCAGCCGAGGCGGCGGCCGCAGCGGCGGCGGCGGCUGCCCCGCUGCUCAAGUCGCCGCUGACCACGGCGCAGCACGCGGCGGCGGCGGCCGCGGCCGCCAACUACGGCGCCGCCGCGCGCGCCGCCGCCGCCGCCGUCAGCGCGCAGCCCGCGCCCACCGCUCUCACGCCUUUAGCCGCCACGUACGGCAGGGAGUAUGCAGAUCCGUAUCUAGGCCACGGAAUAGGUCCGGUGACGGGAUACGGGACUGCCGUCUACAGAAGCGGAUACAACAGGUUCGCACCGUACUAAGCCAGUGGAACAAAGUAGAAUUUUAUUACUCGAAUAUGUAACUACCUUCGUCAUUUUUACGUAACAUGACAAUGAACUCUCUUUGUAAACGUACAAAAAUAAUUAUAGGUAUCAAUAAUAGUGCUAGCCGAUUACUGUUUAAGUGAGCUUGGAUAGCAGUCGAUAGGCCGGCGACGAGCCCCCGGGCCCGGAACUUAUGAAUACCAAAGUCAUUACAAUUUCUAACAGAAAUAGUUUAUUAAGUUGAACGGUAAUGUAAAUUGUGAGAGAUGCAUAUAUACAAGUGCGAGCAGCUAACGGAAAGCGCAUUCGUUCUUUUAGAUAUUUGUAAGAGUUACUAUUUUACUAAUACACGUGAGUGAAAAUUAAUACCUGCAUAUUAUUAAUGUACGGUAUUAUAGCGUAGUUGUUACAUUCAUACGAUUGACAAUAGAAUAUUUUCAUGUAACGAUAUUUAGUGAGCUUUGCACUUGCAUAUCAUAGUGAAUUGUAAAUAUUGAUUUCGAACACAUUUUACUACAUACUUUCAAUUUUGCUGAUCAUUAUGAAUAGGCUUUCCAAGUGUGUAGUGCGCUGCAAUUCAAUUUUUAAUGAACUGUUACUAAAGAGAUGUAUGCCGCGACCCAUUUCACGACUACGUGAAAUUAAUCGAGCGUGUAGUAAAACUGUUUUCAUCUAAAUUUCUUUCAUCGUGAAAUAUUAUUUUUGAUACUGUUUUUAUUUUAUCUGUAUUGUAUACGUAUAACCCUAAAAUUAAAGUUAAAGUUGUUUGUAUUCUAGUAUGGAAUACUCAUUCUCGUAUCUAAUUUCAGUACAUAGGUAGCUGUUUUGUAGUAUAUUUUAAUAACGUUUACAAUGUGGUGCGAACAGAUAUUGGUGCCAUUUAUUUGGUUGUUAUUUACACGUAGUCAUAAAUCUAAAUUGAAUAUUACUCGGCACUAUUACGUUGCAUAACGAGGUAUGUUACGCAAACGUUACAAACUACAGUAAUAAACGAUUAUUUUAAAAAGACAUUUUUAUAAAACGCAGUCAUGUAAAAAUGUCGCAAGCUUAAAGUUCCAAGAUGUUUCUGCCGCAUUUUUUCGUAGAUUGCAAAAGCAACAUAAAAUUUUGAUAUUUUUUGCUAUCGAAUUAUUAUCUAUAUCAAGCCCCAAGGUAGGUAAGAUAUGUUGAUUGAAACUGCGAUCCUCGCAUUCAUUCAGGUUGAGAAAAUUUGAGAAAGAAAUAAUCAAAACUGAAAUGAAUCAAAUUUCAAUCGCGAAGAUAGCAAAGAUUGCAUUAAACCAGCGAACGACAAAGUCCGAGUAAUAAGCUCUACCAUUGAUGGCCGUUUUCAUAACGCAAUGAAUUGAACACUGUCAAGUAGCCUUAGUAUGAGAUUUGACAUUUCACCAACGUUGAUGGAAUUCGAACAUCGAAAUUCGAAACACUUUAGCGCCAAAGUAAAAUGGGUCUUAAUUGCUUUGUUUUAUAAUUAGCUCAAGUUCGUCCAUAGGUACAUUUACAGCUAGCACUCAGAACGGAAACCUGGUGAUAUUCAAAUCGGUGGUACUAAAUUUUAACUUUAAUUAAAUUCAUCCAUUCUGACCAUUCCAUUUUAAAGUCAAAGUCACAAUCAUUUACUCAAAGUAGGUACAAUUGUACUCCUUUUGAUGGUCGAAAUUGUUAAACUCUCGAAUUUCAUUUUACUAUGUCGUUAUUUGACGUUUAUUGACGUUCGAAUUCUAUCAAUGUUUUGGUGAGAUUUAAAAUUUCAUACUAUCCACACUGUUCACUUUCUAUAAUAGAUUGGACUCCUUAGGAUAUUUUACUUUGGAGUCCUUUAGAGUGGAUCGACUUGUUUAUCGUCGUUAGUUCUAUAAUGUAAUUUUAUUGAAAAAAUAGUUAUAUCGCUUUAGAUGUAGUGUUUAAGUGAAAAGUACUCCAUGGAGUUCUUACAUAUCACUGAGAUUUCUCCUUGUAAUUAUGUUUUAAUACUACUAUAAUUACUGUAUCUAAUUAACACUGCUGUCUAUCUAUGAUACCUUCAUUUUAUGGAACAAAUAUGUGUACGGGUCCAACCCUUUAGACAUCGUAAUGUUUAGAUCUAACUUUUGCAUUAGGAUUGUAAAAUAUUGUAACAUCUAUGAAUUCGCUCAACGUUUAUACCAAAGCACAAAACCCAUCGAUUCAUACGUUCGCGGCGCUUUGCAUGUCAUUUAUUUCUUCUCAUUAGAUUUAAUAGUCUUUCAGUUAGGAAAAACUUAAAAAAUCUGCGAGUAGUUUAUUGAUAUAAUUUGGUCAAAAACAAAUUAGUAAUUACGCUCGUUUUAAUUUUAAUUUCGUUAUAUAGAGAUAGUUGGUGCCUGAAUAUACAUAUUUUGGUGUUCAAAUAUGUUACAGAAGAUCUGAAACAACUUCAGCUUAUGGUGUUGUUUGAUGUUUUUGCCGUUCCGGAGGAAACAAGCUCCUUCGUUGUUUCGUCUGAUCCGUCUUCAAGGGUUUUCUUUUCCCGUACAUUUUCAUGUAUCGUGGUUUACCGUCAUCAUGACAUAUCAAUAUAACCGCAUGUUGCCCGUGUUAAUAUUAUUAUCUUCGUUGUUAAUUCGUAAGACAGCGCGGUGCCGUCUACAAUAGCUUUAACUUGUAUAAAUAUAGGCAAACGUUUGGCUCGCUUGUUACUCUGAUUUACAAAAGAUAUUUGAAAUUAUACAUUCACCGGGCGGGCGACAUAACAUAUGUUUCAAUUUUUAGGAUUUCUAGUCUUUUUGCGCACAAUCAAUAUAGGUUUAAAGGUGCUUGAUAGUUACGAGAUACAUUCGUAUAUCUGAUUUAGAACUCGUAAGGUUUUAUUUUGUGUCAUAUUUUCUGAUCGCCGAUCUGGUAUUUCCCUCACCUAGUAGUGCCACUGGCUUUUUAUUUUAGGUUAAAUUUUAUUAUUAGGAUACGUAACUAUAGUCAUGUUGCAGCUUCGAACAAAACUUGUGCUUUAUUGCUAAAAUACUCAUGCGUGAAUGUAUCAUUUUAGGAUAAUUAGUUUUCCUAGUUUAUUAUUGAUUUUGUAGGCUUUUUGUAAUGCAAGUUUCUUUUUAAGUACAUAAACUGAAGUACAUGUGAUUCUUUAUGAUGAUUCUUUAUGAUGAUUCUUUAUGAUGAUUUUUUGAUGAUUUUGCUGAAAUCGACAAUGUCACAAACAUUUUUGUAAUCAAUUAUUAUUUUGCUAUAUUGUGCCAAGUAGACGCAGCGCAUUUUAGACAAGCACUGAAACAAACUCGAGGCAGGACGAGAUUAGAUUUAAGAUAAGCGAGCUCUCUGGCUGUCCCUGUCCAGCCUAAAAUCGCCUCGUCUACUUGAUUUUACCUUCUCUCUAGAUCAAUGCUGAUUUUUACAUUUGUUAUUGUUUCAUUUUUUACGUGAUUUUCUUGGAAUAUAAAAUAUAAAUCAGAAUAUACGAAAUGAAUUAUUAAUAUUUUAGGUGUUUCAUAAUCUAAGCCAAAUUGUUGUUACUCGGAGAAAAAUCUGAAUUUAAAUGACAUAUCUGACAAAAUGGUUAGUGUGCUACAAUAAGGUUUUGAAAAGAAUUCAUCAAAAUCAAUGUAUUAUAAAUAUAAUAAUCGUUAAAUUAAGGAUAAUAUUGUGUAUUUUGUAUCAACAAUUGUUUCUCGUUUUUUAUGAGAUGUUAAAUCAAUUCGGAACCGUUCAUUCUAUACCGCUGUGCACAAACGCGCGUGGCUGCCGUCGAGCCGCGCGCGCGACCGCCACGCUGUAAAUAGUGUUAUCGGCGACGCUGCCGCAUGUUGUGCGACUUAUUUGGACCUUAGGGGUUAUAUUGUUAACGUAGCGAGAUAAUAAGUAUCACUUGUUCGUCAAUUGCACUCAUCGACACUUCAGUUAGCGUAGUUUACUCAGAUUAGCAGGGUCAAUGUUAACGCGUGUCCAGGUAACUUUAUAGUUGGGAUCGUAGCCGUGCCGCCGAACUCAUGAUGUACGAUACUGUAAAUUAUACGGGCACGUCUACGAAUCUAAAUUUAAUUGAUUUACGUAGCGCAUUCCUAACGAAAGCACUUAUGACUUGUGCUUCGUUUAUUCGAGCUGAUGAUGUGGCAUUAUGUUACCGAAACAUAACCAAGGGCGAGAUAGGUACGUCCGAUCAAGAUAGUGAGUAGAAUCAACCGGAGCUCCGCGAGCUAACUCGAGUUAGCGUUUCCAUCGUUUGUUGUGGGCGGUUGGUCCGCUGGCUGUCGUGCGCAGAUCUGCCUGUCGCAACGCGAGCGUCACGCGACCCUGCAUAGACCAGUAUUUAGACACUAAUUACCGUGCUCAAUUUCCGUAUCUGUAUGUUGUACGUAUAAUGUUAAAACUUAAUGUUUUAAAAUUUUUUAUUAAACCUAAAUACCUAUAACGUUUGUUAUACCUAAUGGAUGUCUUCCGUUUGGCACAUUUUAUAGAAUCAAUGCACAUUAAUAUAGCGCGGAAGCCCAAACGCCGCUGGGCGAAUUUUUUCUUUUCGUGUUAUUGUCAGAUGUUUCGAGCCGAGUGCACAGCGACUUUUCUCUUGAGAUUUGUGAUAAAGUAAAUAAUGAAAUGAUUUUUUUCUUCUUUUUUUCGUAUGAAAAUUUAAUCAGAUAAUACAGAGCUGAUUUUAUCUGUACUAUUGUAAAUAUAUAUAUUUUUUUUUAAAUGGAAAAUGUUGAAUGAAGUAAAUCAUUUAAAGCCUUUGGCAUUGUGUACUCAUUUACGUUAUUAAUAAAUUAUAGUAUGAAUUGA
Maniola jurtina (meadow brown) is the source of this 6352-nucleotide messenger RNA. RefSeq names its product RNA binding protein fox-1 homolog 3 (gene Rbfox1). Gene Ontology annotation, cellular component: cytoplasm; nucleus. The record is from RefSeq and is a predicted model, not a curated record. Gene Ontology annotation, biological process: nervous system development; regulation of alternative mRNA splicing, via spliceosome. Gene Ontology annotation, molecular function: mRNA binding. The coding region runs from base 311 to 1606 and encodes 431 amino acids. NCBI's taxonomy places the organism in Eukaryota, Metazoa, Arthropoda, Insecta, Lepidoptera, Nymphalidae. The transcript has 14 exons.